CUUCCGGUUGCGCUUGUAGACGCGGCGGACCAGUCUUGCUUGCCGCGGUUCCUCGGUUGCACCCCCGCGUCCUGCGUCCUGCGCCCCGCGCCGGGUUCGGCCCGGAUCUGGCGACGCCCGAACAUGGAUUCCAGCGGCCAAGACAUCAACUUGAAUUCUCCCAACAAAGGCUUGUUCUCCGACUCCAUGACGGAUGUCCCUGUCGACGCGGCCACGGCUGCCCAGAGUCCUGUAGUUGAAGGCCUGACGGAGGCUGAGGAGGAAGAGCUCAGGGCUGAGCUGGCCAAGGUAGAGGAAGAGAUUGUGACGCUGCGCCAGGUGCUGGCCGCCAAAGAGAAGCACUGUGGAGAGCUGAAGCGGAAGCUGGGCAUGUCUGCCUUGGAGGGCUUGAAGCAGAACCUCUCUCGGAGCUGGCAUGAUGUGCAGGUCUCCAACGCCUAUGUGAAAACUUCUGAGAAACUUGGCGAAUGGAACGAGAAAGUGACCCAGUCGGACCUCUACAAGAAGACUCAGGAAACUCUCUCCCAGGCCGGCCAGAAGACCUCAGCUGCCCUGUCCACUGUGGGCUCUGCCAUCAGCAGGAAGCUUGGAGACAUGAGGGCUCGCCCAUUCUCACACUCCUUUAGCAGCAACUAUUCCAUCCGCCACUCCAUCAGCAUGCCGGCUAUGAGGACUUCUGCCACCUUCAAGUCAUUUGAGGACCGUGUUGGCACCAUCAAGUCCAAGGUUGUGGGUGGCAGAGAGAAUGGUGGUGACGGCCUUCCCUCCCCAACUGGGAGUGGUGAGAAGCCUUUCUAAGCCUUAGCAGCUCAGCCCUGCCGCGGAUCCAGCGCCCUUGCCCCUCUGCACAGCGGAGCAGCCUGCUCGGCCACAGCCACAGCGGAUCAUUGCUCCUGGCACUUGUGGACGUGACUGCCAUUUGGCGUGACUUUCCAGACGCCUUUCUCCUCAGUCCUGAUGCCAGGAAUUAGGCAGGGUGGUGAGUCCCCGGCUCGCUCCACUGUGUGUGGGAAGAGUGAGGAUUGAGCACAGGCCUGUGGGGUCUUACUCUGAGACCCAGGAGGGCGCCCAGCGAGCCCGACGGCCCUGCGGCUGCUUCAGUGACCAGGGAAGACACAUGGUUCUCAGCUGCUGCCUGACGCUACUACACUAACGAUCAAGCUUUAAUAAACCAAGGCAAAUUCUUUAUUUUUUAAAUGCAAUGGACUUUUCAAAAAUUAAAGCUAAGCCACACAGCUUGAGCCGCAUAGAGAAA
Messenger RNA from Suncus etruscus (white-toothed pygmy shrew), 1255 nucleotides. It is a transcript of the gene TPD52L2, whose product is annotated as TPD52 like 2. Bases 124 to 798 code for a protein of 224 amino acids. Gene Ontology annotation, biological process: carbohydrate metabolic process. The transcript has 9 exons. Gene Ontology annotation, cellular component: cytoplasm. NCBI's taxonomy places the organism in Eukaryota, Metazoa, Chordata, Mammalia, Eulipotyphla, Soricidae. The record is from RefSeq and is a predicted model, not a curated record.